Messenger RNA from Pelecanus crispus (Dalmatian pelican), 566 nucleotides. The record is from RefSeq and is a predicted model, not a curated record. Lineage: Eukaryota; Metazoa; Chordata; Aves; Pelecaniformes; Pelecanidae.
CUCUCUUUCACCUCGUCGGCUCUUCCAAUGUUGAUGUGAAAAAUGCAAUGACCUUCAGUGGGCCUCUGGAAGACAUGUUUGGGUACACAGUCCAACAGUAUGAAAAUGAGGAAGGGAAAUGGGUACUUAUUGGUUCACCAUUAGUUGGCCAACCUGAGAAAAGAACAGGAGAUGUAUACAAAUGCCCUGUAGGAAGGGACAACCAAUUACCGUGCAUAAAACUGAACUUACCAGCUGUUACUUCAGUUCCUAAUGUCGUGGAAGUAAAAGAAAACAUGACUCUUGGAACAACCUUAGUGACUAACCCAAAAGGAGGCUUUCUGGCAUGUGGACCACUUUAUGCUUAUAAAUGUGGGCGUCUGCAUUACACAACUGGAGUUUGCUCUAAUGUCAGCUCCACUUUUGAAACGGUCAAGGCAAUCGCUCCAUCUGUGCAAGAGUGUAAAACCCAGUUGGACAUCGUCAUAGUCCUCGAUGGGUCCAAUAGCAUUUAUCCAUGGGAGAGUGUCACAGCCUUCCUAAACAGCCUCCUGAAAAACAUGGAUAUAGGUCCUCAGCAAACACAG